Molecule: messenger RNA, 2022 nt
Organism: Dreissena polymorpha
Lineage: Eukaryota; Metazoa; Mollusca; Bivalvia; Myida; Dreissenidae
Exons: 7
Coding region: 140-661 (173 amino acids)
Source: RefSeq, a predicted model, not a curated record
GUUAAUUGUAUUUGUGUAUUACUAUCGCAUGCGAGACACACAUAAUAAUAUAACUGAACGUUAAACGCAGUUGUCAAAUAUAUAUGUAAUACAUAAUAACUGUUUAAAAAGCCACGGAAUAAACAUCAACAAAAAAACCAUGAGUUGCUUUAAAUGUCAGCAUUGCGAUGAGUUGAAGAGAGAAGUAAUAGAGAAAGACGAGGAGAAAGAACGUUUUAUAGACCAAGUGAUACAAGCAAUGGAAGACAAAGAUGAGGAAUUGAAGCAAAUGAAGAAAAAACUAGAAGAACAGGAGCAAAAGUGCAGUACACAGAAAAUGAGAGAGAGUGGAUCCCAGGAAAAUACAAAUGACGAGUUCUCAAACACCCAUCUUGCAGAACGCUUUGUUAGUUCACUCAAGAGGCAAUGGCUAGACAUAUGUGAUGCACUUCAAUUAAUAAUCAACGAAAUUCAGAAACUGACAGCUCUUUCUGGAAUAAUGGAGGCAGUCUCCAAGCACACCGCCCACACGGUUAAUGAUACGGAAAAAAAUCUCGUCCUAUUAGCCCAAUAUGCCAAUGAAGACCAGAAUGCGGUUCGGCACACCAUUCGAGUUUUAAGACAGAGACUUGGUCAGAAAAAGAGCACACGGGACAAUGUUGUUAAGGAUAUAGUCGCUUAAGUGAAAGAAGAUGAAAUUGUUCGAAGUAUAUUAACCCACUUCAAUGUGCCUGAUGCAACGGUCGCCACUAUUGAAAGAUUUAUGUAUGAUCUUGCGGACAUUUGCUGGUUGAUGUGUAUUGGUAAUCCGCCUUUAAAACUGAACUUUGACGUAAAAGGAGUGGAUUUCAAUGAAAUCGACAAUCGAUUUGUUGAAUACGCGAUUAUUGAGAACGAGUUUUCUGACGGAAAACCCGGAGCAGUGUAUCUGGUAGCUUGGCCCUCAUUGGAACUUGAGGACAACACAGGAUUUUUAAAAAAAGGCGAAGCUAUUGUGUGUAGAUAGAUAUUAACUGUUUAACAAAAACGCAUAUUAUGGUAAUCUUAGCGUAUCUCUUAUUUAAAGGGACGUUUUAUGGGUGAAACGUUUUUUAUAAAAGCCCAAUAUUAACAUAAUUUAAAAAAAAGAUAGAAUUAUGUCAUUUAAACAUGUUUCUUUUCUUUGUUAGUUGUAAAAUUUUUAAUGUAUAAUUUAUAUUCUCACUGAUCGUAUUACAAUUGUGUAUAUUCAAAAAAGUCAAAUGAGAUUUUUUUGUAAAUUGUUUUGACAAAUAUACAUACUUUAUUAUUACAAAAACACUCACACGCACGCACGCACGCACGCACGCACGCAUGCUCACAGUGCGUGUGUGUGUGUGACAAAAUAGUUAUGUUGAGGGACAUAUAACGGCUGAAAUUGAUCUGUACUAUCAAAAAUUCACAAAUAUUUAAAAUACAAAAUUCAAGAAUCAUUCUCAGGAGUAAUACGCUUUUUAAAAUCUGCUACUUGCUUAUUAAAGGGUAGCGACCAUUGCCUUUGACAUGCAUGGCAAUACGUGUUUUUGUGUUAUGUUGUUUUUAUGUUUUCGCCUGCAUUGUAUAGGAAAUCUGUUAGUUUCCUGAAAUAAAGGACCAGUGGGACAAAAUUUACUUCUGGUAAUAUUUCUAUAGUUGGAUAAUACAUAUUCUGUUUUCUAUAGACAAUCAAGGAUAUGAAGUUAUGGCUAUUAUGUAAUAAUAAUUGUAAUAGCCUAAUUCAAUGAAAACUAUUCUGCAUAUUUCUUGGAUAUCGUUAAAUACAAUGUAGUCGACUCAACGCGCUCUAUUUAAAUCCAUCUAAACUUACAUAUUUAGUAGUAUAUUGACUUUUGUCAUAUUACAUGCACGUUUUAUACUUAAUUUUUGAAAAAUAAAAUGGUUAUUUUAUAUGCGUGUGUUAUCGUCUUACACCACAAUAGCCUCGAUAACAAUUCACCAUAACAUUUGUUUUUUAGAAUUGUUGUCAAUAAAUCUUUUGUUGUUUUUAAUAAAUAUUCUUUUAGAAUAAAUAUUACUGACAUCUUU